Messenger RNA from Acipenser ruthenus (sterlet), 3792 nucleotides. Its product is annotated as coiled-coil domain-containing protein 60-like. Bases 277 to 2250 code for a protein of 657 amino acids. NCBI's taxonomy places the organism in Eukaryota, Metazoa, Chordata, Actinopteri, Acipenseriformes, Acipenseridae. The transcript has 14 exons. The record is from RefSeq and is a predicted model, not a curated record.
ACGCAAGCCAAUGUCCACAUGGCCAGAGUAGAAUAUGUAUUAUUGUAUAUAUUCUUACCGAACAGAAGUUACUUUAUUUAUAAAAUAAAGGUUACACUUAUUAUUUUUUUAUUAUUAUUGCAAACUUUAAAAUAGCAGCUGCUAUUUUGGAAAAUAUAGCAAAGCAGGCGAAUGGUUUGCUUUGUAAGUAGUGGAUAAAGUGUUUCCAUACUUCUGUAAUCCUGAAACUGUGGGUGAGUGCAGAAGUUAUACGAAUUGUUUUGAAUUAAAACAGCAAUGCCUAUCAAUUCAAGUAAACCUUUGGAGCCACGCAGCUUUAUUAUUAUAAGGCCGCUUCCCAUUAGCCCUCCAAAGGGACAGAAACUCCAGGCAAGAAGCGACACUGUGUAUAGCGCCUGGGAACCAUGCAGGGAGCACGUCUUCAGGGAGAAUUACCACCGGAGACAGAAGCAGCUCAGCCAGCAAGGCUACUGGACAGCUAGCGGGAGACUGUACCAGGAGAUUGGAGAGCCGCUUUACCUCGACCCGAAGAAACUAAUCCUUCACUCGCUGGGGCAGCAAGACCAGAUAUGUAAAGAUGAGCAUAACAUCAGAACAGAAGACAUACAAGAAGAUAACACAAGUGAAGCAGCCCUGGGCUCAGGCACCGAGAGGAAGGUUUCAUCAGAAAAAUGGCUUCAUCUGAAGAACAGAGAGAACGAACUAAAAAUUCUCAAGAGACACCUGUCUCAUACAAGACAGCUGGUGUCCGCAGUGAAGCAGGGUCGGGGUUAUUUCCAGAUGCUGCAGAGGGAAGAGUGUGAUCUGCGUAAUGCCCAGCAGGAGGAGCAGCGGAGCUUCUCUGAGAGCCAGCGCACUGAGUGCCAGCCCCCCAAAUACUCCUCUGACAAGGAGGUUACAGAGAGUUUUUUCAGAACUGAAAUACCUGCACAGCGAAGCGGCUUGUACAGGAAAUCUUCCAAGAAGAUUUCUGCCGUGCGACCAUUCACCCCGGUUCACUCCUCCCUUACCUGCCCACGAGUGACCGAAACAUCUGUAGAAACGGUUUUUCGCCAGCUGUGUUCUCUGAACUGGCUCUUGGAGGCUUUAACUGCAGAGCCUGCAGGUGGUGCAGGGCCUGUCUCUUCCUGCUGGAGUUUAAAAGAUCCGGGUGGAAGCAAGAUGACAGUGAAGAGACUGAAUAAAGAAAAAGCCAUCGAGACAAAAUGGAACCACUUUAUUACACAGCCUAAGCCAAGAAAGUCUGCCUCCAGGAUCCUUCGCAAAGUAUCAGUGAGGUCCAGGAACACCUUCAUGAGCUCUUCCCGGCUCAGCGUGAUGUCAUCCACUCUGACCCCCCCGAUGGGGAGCAUGUCUUCCCUGACCCCCGGCUCUGAGGACCUGCCAAUGGGAGCCUCAGGGGGGGCUGUGGGAGGAGUCUGUGAGAGCCAGGACAGCCAAUCUGCAGCUAACAUCUCUGCACAGCAUCAGGACCAAGAGGAGGAGGCACCGCUGAGUGACUACCUGCAGAAGCUGUUAGAAUCUGUUCAUCAGGCUGUGGACAAGGAGCUCCACCACACAGACCAGGAGAAAAAACAUCCAAAUGAAAGCUCUUUAGAAUCCAAUUACAUCAGUGGAAGAGGAAGUCGGGAUAAGCAAGUGGGAACGGACACAAAACCACAGAGGCCUAAAAGCUCUCCUGCAAAUCGAUGCUCUGAAACCAGUCAGUUCAUUGCAAGUAAAUCUUCACUAUCAUCGGAGAUGAGAGACAAAUUCAAUGAGACGGCUGAGGAAGCUGUAUUGUGUCUGCAAGACACUUUGGAAAACACUGCUAAGAAGCGUUGGGAGAACAGUACGCGCAAGUUUCAAUCUCUGGAAUACGUGACAGACUUCCACCGGGACAUCAGUCUACUAAGAGCAGCAGCAAAUGAAUCUGACAGCAGGGAUGAGAACAGUCAGAAGAGCACGACGUGGUUUUCCGAGCUCCUGUCACGUAUUCCUAAAGCCAUGCUGGAGAGCCACAAUGUCCAGAGCAUCCUGGGAAAGCUGUCCCGGCUUUGCCACAAGCAGAGCCUGAGAGUUGGGCCCAGCCACUUCCUGAAGGUUCUGAGUGGGAUCCGGACGUGGGAGCUGUGCUCUCCGGAUCUCUCUGUAGCGAUUGAGAUUGUCCGGGAGCACAUUGUGCAGAUGUCAAAAGAAGACUAUGAAGCCUGGCUCCUGCCUAGAGUAGGACUGCCCCAGAGAGUGAGGAGCGCCCCAGCAGUGAGAUAAAAGCCUGCCAGAGAGGAAGAGAUCCUGCAUCCUACAUCUACUCAGCAAGAGUUCCUAUAGGUCUGUAACAGAAGAUGUGGCACAAUAUUUCUGCACCGGUUGAAAUCCAAUUCCCAAUUUGUAUGCCAUGAGAAAACUACUAGUCUUCAAACAUAUCAUAUAAUUUUGUAUUUAUUUUUAAAGAAUAUUUUAGAAAUGGUGAUUUCCUCAGUGACAUGUUAAAGGUAAAGUUUGUAUUUCAUGUAUUUUUAUAUAUUUGUAAAGAACAGGCGCAGACUGAAAAUAGAUAUGCUCAGCCUGCUGGACUCACGCAAAAGAAAAUGACAAUAUCACAAUAAUUCGUUUUUACUUCGCUUCCUGACUUUUAUACAUCAUAAAACAUGAAAUGCUGAAAACAGGGCAUUCCUGUAAACCCGAGGUGUCGGUUACAGGUGUGCUGAACCCCGAGGUGUCGGUUACAGGUGUGUGCUGAACCCCGAGGUGUCGGUUACAGGUGUGUGCUGAACCCCGAGGUGUCGGUUACAGGUGUGUGCUGAACCCCGAGGUGUCGGUUACAGGUGUGUGCUGAACCCCGAGGUGUCGGUUACAGGUGUGUGCUGAACCCCGAGGUGUCGGUUACAGGUGUGUGCUGAACCCCGAGGUGUCGGUUACAGGUGUGUGCUGAACCCCGAGGUGUCGGUUACAGGUGUGUGCUGAACCCCGAGGUGUCGGUUACAGGUGUGUGCUGAACCCCGAGGUGUCGGUUACAGGUGUGUGCUGAACCCCGAGGUGUCGGUUACAGGUGUGUGCUGAACCCCGAGGUGUCGGUUACAGGUGUGUGCUGAACCCCGAGGUGUCGGUUACAGGUGUGUGCUGAACCCCGAGGUGUCGGUUACAGGUGUGUGCUGAACCCCGAGGUGUCGGUUACAGGUGUGUGCUGAACCCCGAGGUGUCGGUUACAGGUGUGUGCUGAACCCCGAGGUGUCAGUUCAGCCUCUGAUGCUGAUCAGUUGCAUGAGAGAUAAAGACUAUGACAUUAACUAAGCAAAUGUAUUCCGAGACCAUUCCUUUACGCUAUUUGGUAUUACUUACAAGUAAUUGCCAACUUGCUUGCCAAACUGCCUGUCCUGUACAGUGAAAUAAUCAUUUUAAAAAAGCAAGUUUAAUGUGAUAAUGACAUGCAUGUCAGGAACACUUUCAGUGUUGGGAUGAAGAAGUAUUUAAUUUUAAAAUAACCGAUUCAACAUUAAGAUAAAUAUUGAUAGUGGAACUUGUGGGGUCUAUUUAAUUUCACAGCUAAUGCACUGUAGCGUAAUUGAGUUUAAAAUGGUCCUAUACAGUAAGAAAUCACUGACAAAGAGUAAUUUGAGUAAAUUGCUUUGCUCCAACAAGUGAAAUGUUUUACUGCUUCAGCUUUCCUUGCUAUAACUGUUUUGUUUCACUAGGGGGUGUGAUUGCAUUUAUGAUACUUUUCAUGUCUUGUUGGAUGUACUUGUUUAUUGGUUAUGUAUUUGAAUUAUUGUGCAUUUUAAGAAUAUAUGAUUAAAAACAAUGUAAACGAUG